AUGACUAUUGACCCUUCCGGUAAAGGGACUACUGGAAUAUGCUUAAUUAUAAAAAAAUAUCGACCAGAAAUUAUUGUUUACGAGACAACUAAUUAUAUCCACAAAAGAAUACCCGGAACCUUAACUUUGCUAAAAUUAAUCGGUGGCAUCGUUGGGAUAAAAUAUACUUUUGACUUUGUAAAACAAAUAGAUAGUAUCGCAGUCAACCAAGUAAAGCCUUUUAAAGACAAAUUAUUCACCGGUCGGGAACAAUUGGAAAAUCUAACUUGUGAAGCCGGGCGAGGUAAAGGUUGGAAAUAUAAGCAAGAAAGGAUUAGUUUACACCAAUUAGAUGCCUUAGUAAUUUAUCAUCUGUGA
Molecule: messenger RNA, 357 nt
Organism: Funneliformis geosporum
Lineage: Eukaryota; Fungi; Glomeromycota; Glomeromycetes; Glomerales; Glomeraceae
Source: the annotation of a GenBank genome assembly